AUCAAUAACAUAUUUAUCAAUUGGUUCUGCUCCAUCACUUACCAAUAUCCGAACAAAUCUUAUCCGAAUCAAGUCUUCCAAAAUGUCUUUGGAUUUGGACGAAUGCUAUCAGCACGUUCUGGGAUUCGUCCAACAAGCUGGCGUGAUUAUUGCUUCGAGAAACUAUGGCGAGAAGACGGUGGUGGAAAAAUCCAGCAGCAUCGAUUUGCUAACGGAAACGGACCAGCAGGUCGAACGACUUCUGAUGGAUGGAAUUACUGGGAUAUAUCCUAGUCAUAAGUUCAUUGGGGAAGAAGAAACCAGUGCGGGGAAGAAGGCAGAGCUGACCGACGAUCCUACCUGGAUCAUUGAUCCCGUGGAUGGAACCAUGAAUUUCGUUCAUAGUUUUCCCCAUUCGUGUGUAUCGAUUGCGUUAUUAGUCAAUAAGCAAGCUGAAAUUGCGAUCAUUUACAAUCCGAUGUUGAAUCAGUUGUUCACCGCUCGACGAGGAAAGGGUGCGUUCAUGAAUGACAAACCGAUUCAAGUUUCGGGAGAAACUCGUUUGGAUCAUGCGUUGGCAACGACCGAAUUUGGAACCAGUCGAGAUGAGGAGAAAACGGCCGUAGUGUUGGAAAACAUUGGCAAGCUUGUCAGAGUUGUUCAUGGAAUGCGAAGCUUGGGAGCUGCCGCGUUGAACAUGGCCAUGGUCGCACUGGGAGGAGCCGACUUCAACUACGAGUAUGGAAUUCACGCUUGGGACAUUGCUGCCGGAGAUUUGAUCGUGCGUGAGGCGGGAGGAGUUUGCCUGGAUCCGGCCGGUGGCCCGUUGGAUCUGAUGUCCCGAAGGGUGUUGUGUGCCAGUUCGCAGGCUUUGGCCGAUAAGGUGAUCCCAUUGCUGACGCAGUACUACCCACAGCCGAGGGACUAGGAGUCGUUACGAGGGGGAUAAUUGUGCAAUGUAGUAACCUAAUGUCGUCUCCAAACUUGACCAUUCUUAGUGUCUGUACUUACGUUCCAUGUUAUGUUACAAAAGUAACGAAUUGAACCACGAAUAUCCGUUCUAUAAUUUUAUUUUUCUAUUUUACAUAGAAAUUUGUAGCAAUGUGUUAAAUAGACAUUACCUUUUAUAACCAUACAAUAAGCGAUAAUGUUCGUCGAAGAAAAUUUCAUGUGU
This is a messenger RNA of Ochlerotatus camptorhynchus, 1153 nucleotides long. Its product is annotated as inositol monophosphatase 1-like. Lineage: Eukaryota; Metazoa; Arthropoda; Insecta; Diptera; Culicidae. Bases 83 to 907 code for a protein of 274 amino acids. Gene Ontology annotation, biological process: signal transduction; phosphatidylinositol phosphate biosynthetic process; inositol metabolic process. Gene Ontology annotation, molecular function: inositol monophosphate 1-phosphatase activity. The transcript is spliced from 5 exons. The record is from RefSeq and is a predicted model, not a curated record.